Messenger RNA from Dunckerocampus dactyliophorus (ringed pipefish), 1521 nucleotides. RefSeq names its product early growth response 2a (gene egr2a). The transcript is spliced from 3 exons. Bases 337 to 1098 code for a protein of 253 amino acids. NCBI's taxonomy places the organism in Eukaryota, Metazoa, Chordata, Actinopteri, Syngnathiformes, Syngnathidae. The record is from RefSeq and is a predicted model, not a curated record. Gene Ontology annotation, biological process: regulation of transcription by RNA polymerase II. Gene Ontology annotation, molecular function: DNA-binding transcription factor activity, RNA polymerase II-specific; RNA polymerase II cis-regulatory region sequence-specific DNA binding.
CUGACGCUGAGCGUGUGUGCUCCGUUAGGAGCGUCCGUGAGGAUUUUUUCAGAUGAUAUCGGGUGUAUUUUCAUUCGUACACAUUUUUGUUAGCAUCCCACUCGGACCCGGGUGACGAUGACCAGCAACUUUUUUCCGCUCUGGCCACAUUCACCUUCUUCAUCUGGAAACCUCCUCGCUCGCACUCUUUGUCCCUCUCUGGAGAGCGAGGAGCGUCGUGGCGGCCACCAUCCCAAGGAGAAACCGGAAGAAGACGAGGACAGAUUUGUUUGCUGCUGAGGUGAGCUGGAGCAUCCCGUCGGCGCCAACGGAGGACAUCAGCUGCCCACCUGCGUCAUGGCGCACGGCCCGCCUGACGUGAGCCACAUGUACGCGCACCUACACCCCGCCCCCUCCUACUCGUGCAGUGCGGAUGUAUACCAGGACCCGUCCGCUGGGGCCUACCUGGCCACGCCCACCUGUGCCGUGUCCUACCACGCCCCGCCCUCAUACAACUCGGCACAAAAGUCCAGCGCGGACGCGGCGCUGCACCCUGUCCCGCCAGAGUACGGCGGCUUGUACCCGCAGUGCCAGAGGGACAUCCAGGCGGCCUUCCCUGACCGGAAGUCGGUGGCGUACACGCUGGACUCCCUCCGUGGGGCGCCCCCCCUCACGCCCCUCAACACCAUCAGGAAUUUCACCCUGGGCGCCCCUUCCACGGCCGCCGAGGGCCCGCUCGCCGCCGCUUUCCCGGCACACCAAAAUCUCCCCCUCAGGCCCAUCCUGCGGCCCCGGAAGUACCCGAGCCGGCCCAGCAAGACACCCGUGCACCAGCGGCCGUACGCGUGCCCGGCGGAGAGCUGCGACCGCCGGUUCUCCCGGUCGGACGAGCUGAGCCGACACCUGCGCAUCCACACGGGCCUCAAGCCCUUCCAGUGCCGCGUGUGCCUGCGCGCCUUCAGCCGCAGCGACCACCUGACCACGCACGUGCGCACGCACACCGGCGAGAAGCCCUUCUCCUGUGACACCUGCGGGAGGAGGUUCGCCCGCAGCGACGAGAGGCGGAGACACGUCAAGAUCCACCUGAGACACAAGGACAAGAAAGACCCCGCCCCUUGAUGCCACCCCCGCAGCAUCACCGUUUCGUCUCAGGGAGUCCACACACGCGCACACACACCCCAAAACUGCUUUUUUUCCAUUCUUGUUUGGACUUUUGGAGAAGUCAAUAUUUUACUGUUUUUUGUUUUUUUUUACUGACUGCCUGUGAAGAGAAUAUUGCUAAAAAAUGUUUGUGUAGAACAAGUCCCAACAACUUUAUAGAUAAAUAAGAAUAAUAAAAAAGCAAAAUAAGCUUUAUGUUAUGUUUUCAGGCUCCAAAACCGCGCUGUCAAGUCACAUGACAUAAAAACGUCAUUUUUUCCCCCCGUUUUAAAUCACGCCUGCUUUAUCCUUCUGCGUCGCGGAGCCGCAGACCUUAAAGACUGCCUUUGGUUGCCGCCUUCUCUGAUUUCAAACAUUUGCAAUAAAAGCGGGUGUUGUAAC